Python bivittatus (Burmese python) is the source of this 2108-nucleotide messenger RNA. NCBI's taxonomy places the organism in Eukaryota, Metazoa, Chordata, Lepidosauria, Squamata, Pythonidae. The record is from RefSeq and is a predicted model, not a curated record.
GAAAGCAGUAUUUGUACAUGAGUACACAUGUAGUUCAAAUGAAGACUGAUCCAUCUAAAGAACAAACAGUGGACUUAGUGGUAACAGAAACAGCGCACAGCCACAGAAAGAACAAGUGCUUUAGGGUGUUCUUUCUGAGUUGCAGCUGCAAUGGGCUCUCGCCAUUUCCCUGCCCGGACUGUCCUAUUUGAAAGGGAAACCAGUGGAGUGACAUACCGCGUGCCAGCCCUACUCUACAUCCCAUCCGUAGCCAAGCUCUUGGCUUUUGCAGAAGAGCGGCUAAGUGUGGAUGAUGCUGACGCCAAUUUGCUGGUGCUAAGAAGGGGCACUUUCUACAAGGACAUGGUGCAGUGGGAAGAUAUGCAAGCCAUUGAAACAGCAGCACUGAUACACCAUCGAUCUAUGAACCCUUGCCCCAUCUAUGAUGAAUUCACUGGCAUGGUUUUCCUAUUUUUCAUUGCUGUGUUGGGCAGAACCUCUGAAGCCUUUCAAAUUGUCACAGGUCAAAAUGCUGCUCGCCUCUGCUACGUGUCUAGUUCUGACCAGGGCAUCAGCUGGAGUCAUGUGACUGAUCUCACCGAGGAAGUCAUUGGCACGUCCAUCCAAGAUUGGGCUACUUUUGCACUUGGUCCGGGGCAUGGCAUUCAACUGAAGUCAGGCCGUCUGCUGUUGCCUGCCUAUAUGUAUUAUAUUGACUGCAAAACAUGCUUUGGGAAACUCUGCAAAACAACCCCACAUGCAUUUGCCUUCUACAGUGAUGACCAUGGGCACAGCUGGUGCUUUGGUGAGUUCAUCCCCAAUCUGCAGACCAUCGAGUGCCAGAUGGUGUCAGUGGAUGAGGAGGAUGGAAGCCAUGUGCUGUUCUGCAAUGCUAGGAGUCCUCUGGGCUUCCGGGUUCAGGCACUCAGCGCAGAUGAUGGGGCAAUAUUCCACUCAGGGCAGCUGGUGCCACGACUUGUGGAGCCUCCUCAUGGUUGCCAUGGAAGUAUCAUUGGAUUUCCGGCUCCACUUUACUCUAUGUACCAUGGCAUCCAAGGGUCCCAGAGAAAAGCAUGUCCUGUUAAAGAGCAGGGCUUCCUAUUGGAGUCUGGAAUGCGUGAGAGGCCCCUGGGUUGUCCAGCACAACUUACUACUUCUCUCUGCAACCAAUAUUUAUGCCACCAACACCUGGAAAGGUUUAUAUCAACUGGAACUUCUAGUGCCUACCUCAGCAGUGUUCUUAGUCCCACCUCCUGGAAUAUGGCAUGUACUAAUCAAGAUCACAACAAUGCUGGAACUGUUUCCAAAUCAGAUCCGUACUUUGAGAUCCCAACAUGGGUGCUGUAUUCCCACCCAACAAGCUCCAGAUCCCGAGACAACCUGGGAGUUCACCUCAGCACAUUUCCUAGAGAUGUUGACAGCUGGUCGGAGCCAUGGGUUAUUUACGAAGGGCCCAGUGCUUACUCAGACCUGGCCUACAUUGAGCUGCCUUACUCAGAGUUCCCAGCAACUGGGAUCCCAGCCAUAGCAUUUGCUUGUCUGUAUGAGAAUGGGGUGCAAUCCCCAUAUGAGCAAAUAUCCUUCAGCAUGUUUACAUUGCAUGAAGUUCUUCAGAACAUUCCUCUAACAACUUCUUCCCUAAGUCAGAAGCAGUCCUCAGAGGGUAGAAAGAGAAAGGGGACAAAGUGUGACAUCUCUUAAACUGAGGGACAACAUAUCUUAGACACAUUUAAACCUCAAUCAUCCUACAGUAAACAUUGGGAAAUGCAUUUCAAUGUAUGUAUGUGUACAUAUUAUGUACAGGCUAGAAUUGGAUUGCACAGGUCAGAUAAAUUAAUGCAAGAUGCAGGUAGGUGCAAAGUCACAUCUGCUUUGACCUUGCUAGUGGAGACUGAGAGUUUCCAGCUUUCACAGAAAUAUUCCAGAACAUUUUUUAGGAUGCUAGCUUGGGUCUGCCACCUGCUGGCUAAAACACCCUACCAAAUGGAGGAUGGGAUAAGAUUACGGUAUUUACAGUGCAGAUUCUGUGUUUCAUUUCCUUCCCUCUCUAAGGUGGUUGUUGUUUAAUUUUCCAGACAUCAAAACAUAGACUCAUGCUUUCUUUCCAAUAUACAGAGAAAUGCAUCUCA